Molecule: messenger RNA, 521 nt
Organism: Manduca sexta (tobacco hornworm)
Lineage: Eukaryota; Metazoa; Arthropoda; Insecta; Lepidoptera; Sphingidae
Product: Down syndrome cell adhesion molecule-like protein Dscam2
Exons: 4
Biological process (GO): cytokine-mediated signaling pathway
Cellular component (GO): signaling receptor complex; external side of plasma membrane
Molecular function (GO): cytokine receptor activity; cytokine binding
Source: RefSeq, a predicted model, not a curated record
CGGUGGUCGUGCAGGCGUACAACAGCAGGGGCGCGGGGCCAGCCUCGCCACCCACUACCGCCACUACUAUGGAAGAUGUGCCGAGUCUACCGCCAGGAGCACUUCAAUGCACAGCACUUAGUUCUCAGUCUGUGCGUGUCUCGUGGGAGCCGCCGCCGAUGCGCGGGCGCAAUGGCGUGUUACAAGGAUAUAGAGUCACAUACGCACCCGUCACGGAUUGGUAUGGCAACGAAGAAGCGGUAACAAAACAAAUAUCUGGUCUGCACACGACGUUGUCUGGACUGCGGCGGUACACCAACUACUCGGUGACGGUGUGCGCCUUCACCGCGGCGGGGGACGGCGUCCGCGCCGCGCCCGUCUACUGCCAUACUGAGGAGGACGUGCCGUCAGCUCCAGCCGAUAUAAAGGCAGUAGUGUCGCUACGCAACAAGAUCCUGGUGUCGUGGUUACCGCCUGCAGCUCCAAACGGAGUCCUAGUUGGAUACACGCUCUACAUGAGCGUCAUCGAAGAUGGUCGAGAG